GAAAAUUAAAAAAAGUGAUUUUUUUUUUUUUUAAAUCCAAACGAUUUUUCACUUCUUAUAAUCUUAAAAUCUUUGCACUUUUUACUGCAUUUAUUUUACUUUUCGAAUUUUUAAAUUACAUCUCGUCUUUUUUUUUUAUUCUCGUAAAAAAUCUCAACAUGUCAUCAAUUUUGUCGAACAGCGUAAAGAGCGUUAACACCUCUAAUAGCUCUAACAAUUCUGACAGUUCUUCGACCGAAAUAAUAAACAUACAUCAAUGUUUUGAAAUUUUUGGCUUUGAUUUUACGGACGAAUCAAUUAUUGAUUCGUCCGGUAGCGAUAGAGAAGAUGAAGAACCGCGUAAGCAACGAGGAGAAUGUCGAUUGCAAUAUGCUGCAAACGAAUAUUGUUUCGAAUCAUCUCCCCCUUCUUCUUCCCCAACAUCAACAACAACAAAACGAGGAGGUGGAAGAUGUAACCACCACCACCUCCUCAUUAACCUACUCAACUUGUAUUAAUUCAAAUAUAGAUCAUUAUUUUUUUAAUUUUAAUGAUAUUAUUAUAUAUGCAAAUUCAAAUGAUUUAUUAAAUCUUUUAAUUGGACUUACUCAACGAAAACAAAGAACAUUUUUAAGUAUAAAUAUAAAUGCUUUUGGAAAAAAAUUUGAUGAUAUUGAAUGGAAUAUUGAAUCUAAUAAAAUGAAAUGUCAACCAAACGCUGGUGGCGGAAGUUUCUUAUCAGAAAUAUUUUCUUGUGAAAUUAUUACAAGAAUUUUAGAUGUUCAAUUAUUUAAAACUGAGAUGGAAAUUAAAUACUUUUUUAUAAAUCGGCCAAUGACAGAUUAUUUAAUUAAUUUUCGACAUCCUUAUAACUUAACACUUGGAGUAUCAGUAACUAGAGCAUAUGCGCAUAAAAGAAAAUUUACAAAAUUUGAUGCAUACCGUCUUUUAACAAAAAAAUUAGCAGGAAUAAAUUCUUCUACAAAAAAUAUAACUAAUGCAAGAAUAUGGAAACAAAUAUUACAUAUUUGGUGCCCAAGUGGAAAAGUUGCUAAAGUUGUUAAAAAAGUUUAUAAUAAAUUGGAUGAAAAAUUAAAAAGUAAUACAGUUGUUAUUGUUACUAUAGUUAAUUGUAAAUGGGUCUUUACAAAUAUUAGAUAAUUUGAUUUUUCUUUUCAGUUUUUAAUAUCUUUAUUUAUUUUAUUUAAUAUCAUCAAAUUUUUCAAUAAAAA
This is a messenger RNA of Rhizophagus irregularis DAOM 181602=DAOM 197198, 1211 nucleotides long. NCBI's taxonomy places the organism in Eukaryota, Fungi, Glomeromycota, Glomeromycetes, Glomerales, Glomeraceae. The record is from RefSeq and is a predicted model, not a curated record.